Messenger RNA from Peniophora sp. CBMAI 1063, 894 nucleotides. NCBI's taxonomy places the organism in Eukaryota, Fungi, Basidiomycota, Agaricomycetes, Russulales, Peniophoraceae. The record is from the annotation of a GenBank genome assembly.
AUGAUACCCAUCCUAUUUGCUUCUCUCCUUGCGCUCGGAUCUGGCGCUGUGGCGACACCAUUGAAGAGGCAGAGCGCAAUCUCUGCUUCUCAAAUCGCCUCGUAUACGCCCUAUGCCUACUACGCGGCCGCUGCGUACUGUCCCUCAAGCACGUUCCCCAACUGGUCCUGUGGAUCACAAUGCAAUGCCAACUCCGGCUUCCAAGUCAUUGCUUCCGGCGGCGACGGAUCAGAUGUCCAAAAUUGGUUUGUCGGCUAUGACAAGACACUGGACUCUAUCGUUGUAUCCCACGAAGGCACUAACACCAGUUCCCUGACAUCAAUACUGUCCGACGGUGAAGCCGUCCGGUCAGCGCUUGAUUCAACUCUAUUCCCUGGCGUACCCAGCGGUGUGAGCGUACACGACGGCUUUCAGGAUGCGCAAGCCGACACCGCGACUGCUGUCCUCGCUGCUGUGAAAAAGGGCCAGUCGACCUACGGCACAAACAUUGUGACCGUCACGGGCCACUCCCUCGGUGCCGCGAUCGCGCUCAUCGACGCUGUCUAUCUCAAAGUGAACCUGCCCUCGUCGACGUCGAUUAAAAUGAUUGGGUUUGGUCUCCCCCGUGUCGGCAACCAGGACUGGGCAGACUACCUCGACAGCACUCAAAGCGUUACGCACAUUAACAACAAGGAGGAUUAUGUACCCAUCCUUCCUGGAAGGGGCCUUGGCUACCACCACCCGUCCGGCGAGAUCCACAUCCAGGACAAUGGAGAUUGGGAAUCAUGCCCCGGCCAGGACAACACCUCCGAUCUCUGCACCACCGGCGACGUGUCGAAUAUCUUCGAUGGAGACAUUGAUGAUCACGAUGGACCUUACUCGGGUGUGCUGAUGGGUCGCAGUGCGUGCGUAUAG